This is a messenger RNA of Vigna umbellata (rice bean), 686 nucleotides long. Its product is annotated as Peptidyl-tRNA hydrolase II (PTH2) family protein. Lineage: Eukaryota; Viridiplantae; Streptophyta; Magnoliopsida; Fabales; Fabaceae. Gene Ontology annotation, molecular function: peptidyl-tRNA hydrolase activity. The record is from RefSeq and is a predicted model, not a curated record.
CGCCACGUAUUAGAUGUUACAAUGCGUUACCUAUCAGCUUGCGCCGUUCCAUUACGCCUCUUCACUCCCUCCGGUUCCAACUUCGCUUUCUCAAAUACUAGCUUUAGGGUUACGCAUUCUAUAUUAACUCGGCCGAGUCAACUCAUAUCAAUCUCAAUGAGUCAACCCGCCGCUGAUCUCAAUGUUGUUGCCACAACCAAAGAUGGACUGCAGCAGCCGGAAAAUACAGAUGUUGUGGUGCAGUACGUGGUGCUCCGGCGGGACCUGAUUGACACUUGGCCACUUGGGAGUGUGGUCACUCAAGGUUGCCAUGCUUCUGUUUCGGCCGUCUGGUCCAACAAAGAUGAUCCUGACACAGUUGAUUAUUGCAGCCCUGACAAAAUUGAUUCUAUGCACAAAGUUACACUCGAAGUAAAGGGAGAAACCCAGAUAAAAAACUUGUCUGAGAAGCUUACAUCUGGUGGGAUCAUUCACAAACUGUGGAUUGAACAACCUGAAAACAUACCUACAUGCCUUGCCACAAAACCAUACCCCAAGUCAAUCGUAUCUCCUUAUUUUAAGAAGUUGAAACUCUGUAAGUGAUUUCUUGUUUGAUGGUUCUUCUAUUUUCCCUGUUGCUAUAAUUUGGUAGAAAAUGUACUGAACUAUGAUUGAUAAUCAGGGAAAUUAUUAUUCUGUCUUCUCCC